CACUCCGGCCCCAUUCCCCCCAUUGAUCCCGACCUCCACCGCUCAGCUCCCUCCCCAACUUUAAACUCCCCCACGCGCGCGGCCACCACUUGCUAAUUAUGCCGAUCCAUCAGCUAACAACAUCCCCGACACCUACGUAGCAUCUUCCACCUUGACGCCAACUACUGAUUACCACCACCACCGGCCAUGUCGCUUCGCCGGCUAUGCUUCGUGCUGCCCAUGGACGGGGACGAGCUCCUCGUGGCUUCUCAUGACAACGUCCAACGUCAUCCUCGGCAAAAGCUGGGAUCUUACGUCCGGGGCAAGGUCGGCCGCGCGCUGUCCUGCCUCCGCGGCUGCGGCUGCCACGACUCCCGGUCAGUAACCACCGGCUUCGAGGACAUGGACGGCGUGUACGAGCUCGGCGCGAGGAAGAUCAAGGGCGCAGCGGGGCCCAGGGUGUUCAGCUACUCGGAGCUCUACAUCGGCACCAGCGGCUUCAGCGCCGACGAGGUCCUCGGCAGCGGCGGGUUCGGCCGCGUCUACCGCGCCGUGCUGCCCAGCGACGGCACCACCGUGGCCGUCAAGUGCGUCGCCAGCGUCGGCGUCGACCGCUUCGACAAGUCCUUCCUCGCCGAGCUGGCCGCCGUGGCCCGCCUGCGGCACCGCAACCUCCUGCGCCUCCGCGGCUGGUGCGUGCGGGACGGCGAGGAGCUGCUGCUCGUCUACGACUACAUGCCCAACCGCAGCCUCGACCGCCUCCUCUUCUCGCCCUCGGCAGCCCCCGCGGCGCCGCUCGGCUGGGACCGCCGACGCCGCAUAGUCGCGGGGCUCGCCGCCGCGCUGCUCUACCUGCACGAGCAGCUCGACACGCAGAUCAUCCACCGCGACGUCAAGACCAGCAACGUCAUGCUCGACUCCGAGUACAACGCGCGCCUCGGGGACUUCGGCCUCGCGCGCUGGCUCGAGCACGCCGUCGAGGACGCCCCACCAUCGCAAAAGAUCGAGCUGCUGCCGUCGACGCCUUCCGUGCGCUCCACGUCGUCCUUCUCCUCGUCGGCCAACUACCAGUUCCGGCUCAUCGACACCAGCAGGAUCGGCGGCACCAUCGGGUACCUCCCGCCGGAGAGCUUCCAGCCCAGGGGCGGCGCGACGGCCAAGUCCGACGUGUUCAGCUUCGGCAUCGUGCUCCUGGAGGUGGCCACCGGACGCCGGGCGGUCGACCUGGCGUACCCCGACGACCAAAUCUUCAUGCUGGACUGGGUGCGGCGCCUGUCCGACGAGGGGAAACUCCUGAACGCGGGCGACCGUAAGCUCCCGGAAGGCGGCAUGUUCGACAUGGUUCGGUUCAUCCACCUCGGCCUCCUCUGCUCCAUGCAUGACCCGAGGUCUCGUCCGACCAUGAAGUGGGUGGUGGAGAACAUCUCCGGCAGCUCCUCCGGCGACCUCCCGCCGCUUCCGUCCUUCGUAGCUCAUCCAAAGUACAUCUCUCUCACUUCUUCCUCUUCCGACGACUCGGGUACGUCCACUACCAUCGUCGGCACGAACAGCACAGCCUCCCCUGCCUCCUCGCCGAUGAAGCCCGUGUACGCCACGGCGGCUGGAACCACCAUCUACCUCACCGCAGAAGACGGCAAUAAGACGCUGUCCGGCGGCGGCUCGGGUCCAGACCGGAGCGGCAACAGCCAGCGAUCAUCGUUGUCGCCGCGGCCAGUGGUGGCCGUCCCGAACGUGGAUACCCCGCGCGAGAUAUCGUACAAGGAGAUCGUGGCGAUCACCAACGAUUUCUCCGAGUCGCAGGUGGUGGCGGAGCUGGACUUCGGCACGGGCUACGAGGGGUUCCUCGACAACGGCCGCGGCGGCCGGAUCCACGUCCUCGUGAAGCGGCUCGGCAUGAAGACGUGCCCGGCGCUGCGCACACGGUUCGCCAACGAGCUCUGCAACCUGGCCAAGCUCCGGCACCGGAACCUGGUGCAGCUGCGCGGCUGGUGCACGGACCACGGCGAGAUGCUCGUCGUCUACGACCACUCCCCGGGGAACCUCCUGAGCAACCACCUCCUCGUCCGGCACAGCGAUUCCGAGACCCUAUCGUGGCGCCACCGGUACGGCAUCGUCAGGGCGCUCGCGUCCGCCGUGCUGUACCUGCACGAGGAGUGGGACGAGCAGGUCAUCCACCGCAACAUCACGUCGGCGGCGGUGUUCCUGGACCCCGACCGGAGCCCACGGCUCGGCAGCUUCGCGCUCGCCGAGUUCCUGUCAAGAAACGAGCACAGCCACCACGUGGUCGUGCCAACCGCCUCUGGGUCGGCGCGUGGCAUCUUCGGGUACAUGUCGCCGGAGUACAUGGAGAGCGGCGAGGCCACCACCAUGGCCGACGUGUACAGCUUCGGGGUGGUGGUUCUCGAGGUCGUCACGGGCGCGAUGGCGGUGGACGUGAGGUCGCCGGAGGUGCUCCUUGUCAGGAAAGUGCAGCUCUGCCAAGAGCAGGACCGUGACGUGGAGGCUCUCGCGGACAGGCGGCUCGACGACAUGUUCGAUCGGCAGGAGCUCGUGAGGUUGGCUAAGAUCGGCAUCGCGUGCACGCGGUCGAACCCGGCGGCGCGGCCGAGCAUGAGGAAGAUCGUGAGCAUUCUGGAUGGCAACGACGAGGUGCUGCGGAAGUUCGAGCGGAGAACGGAGAGCAGGGUAGAGUGGGAGAGGAAGAAUGCGACAGCUCUGUCUUUGGUUAGGAGAUUGCAGGCUCUUGGCAUACACUGAAACAUGCACAGCAUACAAUCUUAAAAAGAGGCACGGUGCAUCAAGAGAAUCUGUAUUUUGUUUAUAUACAAAAAUCUGGAGCAUUUUGUGUGGAUAAU
Molecule: messenger RNA, 2834 nt
Organism: Lolium rigidum
Lineage: Eukaryota; Viridiplantae; Streptophyta; Magnoliopsida; Poales; Poaceae
Product: receptor like protein kinase S.2-like
Biological process (GO): protein phosphorylation
Cellular component (GO): plasma membrane
Molecular function (GO): ATP binding; protein kinase activity
Source: RefSeq, a predicted model, not a curated record